AGUACUCGCCAUCGGUGCUCGACAAACCUCAGCUCGUAGUUUUUUAGUGCUCGUGUCGUGUGAAGAAAAAGUCCGCCAGGGUAGUAUGUCAGAGUCUGAUCACAGCUGUCGGCAUCCAAGCUGCUUCGGCCAUUUUGGAGGCCUCCAUCUGUUUCAUCUGGCUGCGUGGAGGAAGCCCGAGUUAGUUUGACCAUGAGUGGAUGGAGGAAAAGCCCUGAGGGCCGCGGCUGCCCGGGCCAGAGAUCCUGCCGAUCUCCGCCUGGCACCGAGGCCUCGUACCGCUGGCAUCAUCACAGGAAAAGCUGGCGUCGAGCCGACAUCCCGCCGGCUCCAGAGCAGCCAUUGGACAGAUACAAGUGGAGGACAUCUGCUCGGCUGACAGCUAGGGCGGGCAGGAUGGCCGCCCCCGAGGGCAGAGCGCACGCCGCCGAGCCCGUCCACCUGCGGUUCCUCAGCCUGCCCAGGUUCAGCAGCGCCGCCGCCUCGGGCCGCCCCUCUGCUCCCACUGAGCCCGCGGGCCAGCGGCGGCCCGGCUCGCGCCACAGGAUCAUCCCCUUCUUCAGGUCUCUGUCUGAGCCUGGCGCCGGCAGCGGAGGUGGCGGCUCAGAGAAGAAGCCGCUCAGGAAGGCGGGAUCGGACGCCGAGCAGAGCGUUCCCUUCGUCAGCGGCCUCCUGACCUCUUGGACUCGCAGGAUCAGCCGAGUCCUCAGCCGGGACGAAGUCGAGCCCCCUGCAGCAGAGUCUGACGUGAAGGGCCCGCCGUCCCACCGCUUCUCGUGCGGUCAGAGCCCGCAGACCGACAGCAGCAUGUGGGACAGGAGGUUCUGCAUCCUGACCGACAGCCAGCUCAUCCUGCUCAACAGAGACGACGAGGCUGCAGGCGACGCCCAGGAGAGCCCGUCUGACUCGGCGAAGGGUCGCAGCCUCCGCAGGACCGUCAGCGUCCCCUCAGAGGGACAGUUCCCUGAGUUUCAGACAGAGGGCGCCACCGUGCCGGAAGUUUCUGCGGAGCGUUCUCCGAGGAGGAGGAGCAUCUCAGGCCUGGGCAGCUCAGAGAAGAGCGUCGCCGUCGACAAUCCCAACUCGUCUCCUUUCAAAGUGCCGGGGUUCUUCAGCAAGCGUCUGAAAGGCUCCAUCAAGAGGACGAAGAGUCAGACCAAACUGGACAGAAACACCAGCUUCAGACUGCCGUCGCUGCGGCCCGCCGAGCCCGACAGGACGCGGGGGCUGCCCAAGCUGAAGGAGUCGACCUCCCAUGAGUCUUUGCUGAGCCCGGGCAGCGCGGUGGAGGCUCUGGACCUCGGCAUGGAGGAGGACGUCUACAUCAAACCUCUGCACAGCAGCAUCCUGGGACAGGAGUUCUGCUUCGAGGUGACGUACUCAGGAGGCAGCAAGUGUUUCAGCUGCGCCUCGGCCUCCGAGAGAGACAAGUGGAUGGAGAACCUGAGGAGGACGGUCCAGCCCAACAAGGACAACUGUCGGCGGGCGGAGAACCUGCUGCGUCUGUGGAUCAUCGAGGCCAAAGACCUGCCGCCCAAGAAGAAGUAUUUCUGCGAGCUGUGCCUGGACGACGUGCUGUACGCCCGCACCACCAGCAAGACCCGGCACGACAGCCUGUUCUGGGGCGAGCACUUCGACUUCUCCGGCCUGCCCGCCGUGCACAGCGUCACCGUGCACAUCUACCGCGACGUGGACAAGAAGAAGAAGAAGGACAAGAACAACUACGUGGGGCUGGUGAACAUCCCGGUGGCCGGCGUGACGGGCCGGCAGUUCGUGGAGAAGUGGUACCCGGUCAGCACGCCCACCACCAGCAAGGCCAAAGGCGGCGGGCCGUCCAUCCGCAUCAAGUCGCGCUUCCAGACCAUCUCCAUCCUGCCCAUGGAGCAGUACAAGGAGUUCGCCGAGUUCGUCACCAACAACUACACCAUGCUGUGCUCCGUGCUGGAGCCCGUCAUCAGCGUCAAGAACAAGGAGGAGAUGGCCUGCGCCCUCGUGCACAUCCUGCAGAGCACCGGCCGCGCCAAGGACUUCCUGACAGACCUGGUGAUGUCGGAGGUGGACCGCUGUGCCGACCACGACGUGCUGAUCUUCAGGGAGAACACGCUGGCCACCAAGGCCAUCGAGGAGUACCUGAAGCUGGUGGGCCAGAAGUAUCUGCACGACGCGCUCGGUGAGUUCAUCAAGGCUCUGUACGAGUCGGAUGAGAACUGUGAGGUGGAUCCCAGCCGCUGCUCCAGCAGCGAGCUCGCCGAGCAUCAGAGCAACCUGAAGAUGUGCUGCGAGCUGGCCUUCUGCAAGAUCAUCAACUCCUACUGCGUGUUCCCCCGCGAGCUGAAGGAGGUGUUUGCGUCCUGGAAGCAGCAGUGCGUCUCUCGCGGCCACCAGCAGGACAUCAGCAAGCGUCUGAUCAGCGCCUCGCUCUUCCUGCGCUUCCUCUGCCCCGCCAUCAUGUCGCCGUCGCUCUUCAACCUGAUGCAGGAGUACCCCGACGACCGGACGUCCCGCACGCUCACGCUCAUCGCCAAGGUCAUCCAGAACCUCGCCAACUUCGCCAAGUUCGGCAACAAGGAGGAGUACAUGGCCUUCAUGAACGACUUCCUGGAGCACGAGUGGGCGGGGAUGAUGCGUUUCCUGUCGGAGAUCUCCAACCCGGAGACGCUGUCCAACACGCCGGGCUUCGAGGGCUACAUCGACCUGGGCCGCGAGCUCUCCGUCCUGCACGCCCUGCUGUGGGAGGUGGUGUCCCAGCUCGACAAGGGUGAAAAUUCCUUCCUGCAGGCCACCGUAGCGAAGCUGGGCCCGCUGCCCCGGAUCCUGGGUGACAUCUCUCGCUCGCUGGCCAGCCCCACGCCCGUCCAGCAGCAGCUCCGCCGCUUCCAGGACCAUAGCUCCGCCCACAACAUCAGCGGCAGCCUGUCGUCCGGCCUGCACCGCAUCUUCGAGGACCCCAACGACAGCGAGGGGCGGAGCCUGCAGUCCCCGGCCGGCGAGCCGAUGGACGGCUACCUGCGAGGCCAGCGCCCCCUGCUGGCUCAGAAGCUGCCCUCCACGCACAGCGCCAGCUUCUCCGACCAGGAGGAGCGCGACGGCCUGCUGCCCAACGGCCGCAGCAUCUCAUUGGUGGACCUGCAGGACGCCCACAGCCUGCACUCCGCCCCGGGGCCGCCGCCGCACCACGAGGCCCCGCCCCGGCUCAGCAGGGUGGGCUCCCAGGCCUCCGUCGGCCCCGCCCAGCCCCAGAACCACCACGGCCAGCCGGGCUACACGCCGCCCGGCGCCCUCACCCCCCAGCCGGCGCCGCACCAGGCCAAGGCCCCGCCCCGGGACGGCCUGCCGCAGAGCGCCCCGCAGGCCCGGCGCCCGCUGCACCCCUCGCUCAGCCAGCAGCGCAGCCUGCAGCCGCUGUCCUUCCAGAACCCCGUCUACCACCUCAGUAACCCCGCCCACGGCCCCGCCCACGGCCCCGCCCAGGCCGCGCGCUCCGCCCACUCGCUGCGGCGGGACUCCAGCUCGGAGAACCUGAGCACGGAGAGCUCGCACAACAGCCACAGCAACUCCGACGACUUCGGCAGCCAGGUGGGGGUCAAAGGUCGCGUGCCGUCCAACAGCAGCCUGGAGGAGUUCGGCAGCAGGCGGAGCACGCAGAGCGAGGAGUGCUCCACGCCGCGCCGCCACGCCCCCUCCGACCUGCCGCCCGGAGCCGCCACGGCGGUGGCGAUCCCCCGGCAGAGCACCACGGCCGGCACCGCCCACAUCGUCAGGGUGGAGCAGCAGAGCCGAGGAGGGGGCGGAGCCAGGACGCCGCGCUCCCUCCCGCACAGCGCCUCCCUCCGCAGCAGCAGCAGCGCCAACACCGAGCCGGCUCCGCCCCCGCCGCACGCCGCCAGCCGCCAGCAGUCCACCUGCUCCGUGGAGAGCCCGGUGCCCGCCCUGCGGAGCGCCGCCAAGCAGCCGCAGCAGGUGCAGUCUCCGGUGGACACGGCGGCCAUGUCUCCGGUGGAGCGCACGGCGGCCUGGGUGCUCAAUAACGGGCAGUACGAGGAGGAGGAGGAGCCAGAGAGGAGCAGGGAGGAGGGCAGGAACACCGAGAAGUACGAGCAGGAGAUCGUGCGGCUGAAGGAGCGUCUGCGGGCGUCGGGCCGGCGGCUCGAGGAGUACGAGCGCCGCCUGCUGGCUCAGGAGCAGCAGAUGCAGAAGCUGCUGCUCGAGUACAAGAGCCGGCUGGAGGACAGCGAGGAGCGCCUGAGGAGGCAGCAGGAGGAGAAGGACAGCCAGAUGAAGAGCAUCAUCUGCAGGCUGAUGGCGGUGGAGGAGGAGCUGAAGCGGGACCACGCAGAGAUGCAGGCGGUCAUCGACGCCAAGCAGAAGAUCAUCGACGCUCAGGAGAAGCGGAUCAUGUCCCUGGACGCGGCGAACUCGCGGCUGAUGGCGGCGCUGACGCAGGUGAAGGAGCGCUACAGCAUGCCCAACCUGCCCAACCUGCCCAGCCUGCGCAACGGCCUGUCGCCCACCAACCCCACCAAGCUGUCCAUCACUGAGAACGGAGAGUUCAAGAACAGCAGCUGCUGAUUGGCCCCGGUGCUAACGAGCCUCGUUAAGGACCAGAGUGAGGGGGCGUGGCCUCAGCUCUCCAAACUCCGCCCUCCUC
Messenger RNA from Myripristis murdjan (pinecone soldierfish), 4648 nucleotides. RefSeq names its product RAS protein activator like 2 (gene rasal2). NCBI's taxonomy places the organism in Eukaryota, Metazoa, Chordata, Actinopteri, Holocentriformes, Holocentridae. Gene Ontology annotation, biological process: regulation of GTPase activity. Bases 193 to 4569 code for a protein of 1458 amino acids. The transcript is spliced from 18 exons. The record is from RefSeq and is a predicted model, not a curated record.